GCCGAAACGGAAGUUGCCUAACAUAGCGUUUUAAGCUGAAUGUUGAAUUUGUAACCGAAAAUAUAUUGCUUUCUCCGAAAUUGAAUAGUUUUGUAACUAUAUGCCAAUGCUAUGCCAGCUAGUGCCUCAGAUAACAUAGUGGGGCUACAAGAGACAUUGAGGGCCAACUUGGCUGGGGAUGGUCUCGAUGAGAAUCUAGUUUCAUCUGCGAAAAAAGUUCUUCUGCAUCAGAUAGACUUUAAAUUAGCAGAGAAACCACACAGUCUACAGAUUGAUUCACUAAGGACCAAGUACAUUCCAUUGAAUCCCUCAAAAAGUUAUGGAGAAACGUCCAUAGCAGAAAAAACUGUUAAUGGUAACAUGAACACAUCUAAAAGUCUUGAAGCUGGAGAUGGGCUUCCUAGUCCUAAAGUUGUACUAUAUCCUCCUGAAAAUAUUCAGCUAGAAUGGAAAAAAGUCCACAAAAUUGGUGCUGGUCUUGUAAAUAUGGGAAAUACAUGUUUUCUCAACUCGUGUUUACAAUGUCUAACUUACACUCCACCAUUAGUUAAUUAUUGUUUAGCUCAGGAACAUGCAAACACAUGUAAACAGGCUGGCUUCUGUUUGAUGUGUGAAUUACAAAGACAUGUAAGAAGAAGUUAUGAAAAUGGGGGCCAUGCUAUCAAACCUCAGUCAAUUCUACAAAAACUAAAAAUGAUCGCCAAACAUAUGCACUGGGGAAGACAAGAAGAUGCACAUGAAUUUCUACGCUAUGUGAUAGAUGGAUUACAGAAGUCUUGUUUAAAUGGUUAUGCUAAAUUAGAUAAAUUUAGUAAGGAAACUACUGUUGUCAAUCAGAUAUUUGGUGGCUUUCUAAGAAGUCAAGUGCAAUGUAUGAAAUGCAAGGAGAGAUCCAACACAUAUGAUCCAUUUAUGGAUAUAAGUCUUGAUAUUAAGAAUGUUAAUAAUUUAGAGAAGGCUUUUGAGAAAUAUGUUCAACCAGAAACUCUAGAUAACGAGAAUGCUUAUAUGUGUCCAAGGUGUAAACAUAAAGUUCCAGCUCACAAGAGAUUCUCCAUUCAUAAAGCUCCUAAUGUUUUAACAGUACAGCUUAAGAGAUUUGAUUAUAAUCGUAUGAUGGGUAAAAUAAGUCGUCAUAUACAGUUUCCUGGUAAAUUAAACUUACGACCAUACAUGAGUAUAAGACAGGGUGAUGCUGUGAAUUAUCAACUAUAUGGUGUUCUAGUACAUUCUGGUUAUCAUUGUAAUUCUGGACAUUAUUAUUGUUUUGUUAAAUCAGCAAGUCAAGUGUGGUACUGUAUGAAUGAUUCUAUGGUUGAGCAAGUGGGAGCUGGUCGAGUGUUUAAUGCUGAAGCCUAUUUAUUGUUUUAUAUUAAAACUCAUUGUUAUAAACAAAACACACCAACAAAGUCAUCUUUUAUUGGUCCAUCAAAACCUGUCAUUAACCAAUUACAGAAAAACAAUUUUAAACAGACGUCUACACCUGCAGGUCAACCAACUAAUGAAGUGGGUGUAGCUGUUUCUAGAAAACCAUCCACAAUAACAACCUCUAAACCUCUAUUUUCACCUGAUAGACCUCUCUUCUCUCCAGAUAAAAUUAAAAAUUCCUUUUCUCCAUCUCCGUCUAUUUUACCUGAUAAACACGAUAAAGUCUCAUUUGGUAUCAAACCUCAAUAUCAUAAAGCUCAAGAUGAAACGGAGAAACCUAGAUUAGUCAUGCGUAUUAAAAACGGCAAAGUAUUCACAAGCGAAACUUCUCCAGAAAACAAAGUAAAGAUCUCUAAUGGCAGCAAAGUGGAGAAAUCUAAGCUUGUGCCAUAUGGAGAUGAUUCGGAUUCGGACAUCGACAACGGUUCAAAAAAUGGAUCUCAGAAAGAAUCUGUGAAUAAUUUGGCCGAGGUCGGCUUAAAAUACAGGGCGUCGACACUAUCAGACAAUGUUGUUAUGGACAGUAGUCUCAACACGACCACAUCAGUGCCUGGUAAUUCUAAGCUACUAGAAACUGUUAAUGCUAAGGAGAAGAGGGACAAUGGCAGCGACAAGUUUGACACUUCAACACCUAAAAAUAAAGACCUCUUUUUAAAGCUCAAUAAACCAAAUGGCAAGCAUCCCCCGAAAGAGAUGGAACUAUCUUGUAUAUCUUCACCAAAAGUGAAUGCAACUGAUGCCAACUGGCAGGUUCAAUUUCACGAUUCGGCGCCAAGUCCGUGUUCUAGCAGUAAUCAUAGCAGCACCAAUUCUACAUCAGAAUGGCAUGUCACAGGGAAUAAAAAUACAGCAAAACACGCAAAACCUGUCGAUCGUAACCACUACAAUUGGAAAGUAACUGACAUUCAGACCAAUUCAUUGGAAGAAAAAGCCGUCAAGAUUACUACAGACGAAAAUAUCAAGCUGAUAAAUGGAUCCGAGAAUUCAGUGUCGGAAUCGGUAAAGAAAAAAGAUGGCGACGUUAAUUGUAAUCCUCCGCAAAAGACAGUCAAUCAUGAUGAUCCAAUAGUGCUAAAUAAUCUGAAACAAAGUGAGAACAUAAGUUGUAAUAACAACACUUCUGAUUUAACCGAUAUAUCGUUUACAAAUGGCGUGUCAAACCCAGGAUUUCUCACAGAAUCAAUUUCAGAAAAAGGUUCCAAACCAGAAACAAGAAAAGAAAACUGCGACAAAUUUGAAAUGGGUGACCUGCUCUAUAACCGAAUGCGGGUUGAUAUUUCGGAGACACAACAUUUACUGUCGGAACCCAAUUCCCCCCAACAUUCUUUCCUCCAUAAAAAAUCUAAGAAACAUAAGAAGCAUAAGAAAGAGUACGAGGGCAAAUAUACAGAACUUAAAAACGAAAGUAGUAGCUCGCAAGACACUCCCGUUGCUAAACACAAGAAGAAAAAACAGAAACACAAAAAAUGUAAAGAAGAUAAAUAUGACUCAAGUGAAGAACGAAGGGCAAAGAAAGCCAAGAGAAAAUCAGUCGACAGGGAGGACGAGAAAGAAGGGAAGAAAAAACAUAAAGCUAACCAUGAUGAAGACAACGAAUAUGAAUGGGUUGAAAAAACGGUUGAUUGUAUAGCCAAUAAAAUGAAAGAUACUAAGAAAACAACAGAUAGCCAUUCUAAGCAGGUUGAAGCUGUACCGUGGGAUUACUAUGUUAAUGAUAAUCAUCGUAAACAUGAGAAAGAAGAAAUACCCAAGCCUAUUUUUUCAACGUGGGAUGGAAGGAAAUCUAAUUCGGUUGUACACGAGUUAGAGAAAUCUUCUAUGCAUGGUUAUGGAUCUUCCGUCUUAUCAUGGGAUGGUAGUAGGAGUAAGGUAGAUAUAGAUGUUGAUAAAGAUCGAUAUAAACGUCGAGAUAGAAAUGAUGAAUAUGAUGAAGAAUAUGAUAUAGGAAAGGUGAAGAAAGUAAAAACAAAACAUGAGGAACAACCACUUGGAUAUAAUCCUUUCCAAAAAACACAGGAUUAUAGAAAUAAAAAGCCAAAUGGAACAAGUUCACAUGAUUCUCACAGAAAACCAUGGAAGUCUCACAGUUUCCAUGGUAAAUCAUCGUAUAGCAGAAAUACUAAUGGUAACCAUAACAACCACUAUCGUAAUGACAAUGGUGGUUAUCGUGGUCAUGACAAACAUCACAGCAGGCAUUAAUAAAAGACACAAUUUUGCUGUUUGUGAAUAUGUUUAUUUAUAUAAUUGUACAGAAAUGGAUUAUGAUAUAUUAUUAUUAGAGGGAUUAUAGAUUAUUAAUCAUGUUUUUGUCUGUGAUUGUAAUAAAUAGACUGAAUUUAUGUUUGAUUUCUAGCUGAUUUAGCUCUAAUUUAAUAAAUAAGUACAUUUAUAUUAAGAAAUGUAUAUAAGCCAGUGUUAAGAUGUUCUUAUCAGCUUAUAGCCAUCCAUUCACUACUAUCUAUGUGAGUUCUAGCUGGCCAAUGACACAGAUAAGAGUUCUCGUUUCAGUGAUAUUUGCCAGACUGGAGAACUUGCCACCUAUCAGUUAAGUUACAUGAUCUAAAAUUACAAUGUCAAAGAAUUCAACCUUAAAACUUAAUAGAUAGUUAAAUUUAUAGUUUUUAUGUGUAUUUUUUAUAAUGCUAAAAAGUGAAAGCUUUGAUUCAGACCCCAGGUAAGAUAUCGGGGAUGGUCAUUUGUCCGUUUGUCAAUUGUCCCUGUUUGUGAGAUUGAUAGAAUUCUAUUUAACCGAUUAAGCAACCAACCUGGAAGUGAAACCAAAAAAGUGUCCCACAGUCAGUGCUAAACCUGAUUGAUUUAGGUCAAAAGUUAAUACUUAUCUUUAUAGUUUGCCUGCAGCACAUUAAAUUUAAAGACUACUGAAUGCAAAAUACACAAAUUGACCAUUAGCUGUACUCCUGAAUGUUUUUAGAUAAAAUGUGUUCAGAUAUCUGUUGUAUAUAACUGACAAUAUCAGUUUCUGUGUAGACAAUAAUCUGUCCUUAUCUUUCAGAAGGGAUAACAAGAUUAUGAUGAAACAAGCUUAUUUCUUUAGCACUUGGACAUUCUGAAACCUCCCUAUCUAGAGCUCCUUAGACCACCUCAAACCAUUUGACUUGCAUGAACAACUGUGGUUCCCCCAAGAACCAAUCCAAUAAAAGAGAGAGAGAGAAAUGUGAUUUAACAUCCACUCUACACAAACUAGGUCAUUUCGGGACUAACAUAUGUUUUAAUUAUAUUUCAACAAUUUGCUUGCGUAUACGGAUUUUUAGCAGUGGGAGGACCUGAGGAAAACCCACGAGGUUGAACAGGGGACCCUACUCCUUGUCACGUACAACCGGGGAUUCGAAACCACGCUAGUUGACUCAAUGACAGGCCUUAUGAUACAACGCGCUCGUGCUAACCAUUCGGCCAUCCCACCCCCCACCAAUCCAAUAAAAGGUCUUAAAAUUUGAUGCGAUCUAAGAAACAGUAGAUUUGGUCGGUUUCGAGCUGUUCAGAGAUAUAACUAUAUAUUGUCUUCAAGAAACUGGGGUAGUCAGUAUUUACAUGUACCGAGUGCUAUAUGGUGAAAUGAAUUCAUGAUUUAGGGUUCGUAAUUUGGUUUAAUCAUAUAGCACUUGGACCGGUAGAAACUACUACUCCCUCUUGUGCCACAAUUAACUAAGUCAAGUAAAUAACAGUGAAAUAUUUUAGGACCGUACAUUAGUUCUGUUCUUUGAUCAGGUGAUUCAGGGAGCUGUAGUUUGAGGCAGUUUUGAAAAUGAUCCACAAAACUCAUUGUAAAAAAAGAUCCUUUUUCCUAUUUUUUUUUCAAGGAACUGAAAUAGUCAUUAUUUACAGGUACUAGGUCCUAAAGGGUUAACCUGUUAUGAUUUGUACCAUCUAUUGGAUUAAGAAGUUAACAUUAAAAUGGUUCUAUUUCAAAAUGUAUACAUUAUACAAGUAGAAUUGAUCUAGUGUUUUCUGUUUUUCUGUAGCUUAAUUGCAAGUCUAGAAUGUCCUGUAUGACACAGAAUCAUGUUUUCAUAGUUUUGUCAGUCCCAUUGUUAUUAUAAAAACAUGGCGAUCAUUGCUGAGCUGUUGUAAUCGGUGAAAAUAUGCGUUUAUUCAACUGAUUGUAGAACGGUUAAUAUCCACGAUAUUGUAAACAAAUUCAAAAGCACAAACAGAUCUAUGCAUGGACAUGAGUAUGUGUUUAUAUUUUGUUACUGCUUUGCGUAAUUAUGUCAUUUUUGUGCCACCAUUCUUGAUACCCCUUUUGGAAUAAUUUGUAGAUUUAUUGUACAGUAUUUAAAUCAUUCUCUCCCACAUUUAAUAGAAAUAUACCACAUGUUAGUCUCACAAUAUAACCUACUUUGUAUUGUGUGGACUUAAACCCCAAUUAAGGAAUUAUAUUUUGUAUACAAUUUUUAUCCCAAUUGGAAAUUGGAUAGCAGCAUACAUUUGUAAACUGUCGCUGUAUAUGCAUGCAUGUGUAUCUAUGACAAAGCCUCUACAGAGUUUUUGUUCAUACCUUAGAUGUAGUUUUUAUCAUUCAGUACAAACCAGUGAGAGGCUUGGGAUGUUUCAGGCUCCAUGCGGAGUAUACUGCACAGGCCCUCUAAAUCAGAUAGCUUUUCAAUCUAACUGAAAAUGAAAAAAAUUAGUUAGGACCUCGAUGAUAAAUUUCUGUUAAACAUAGAUCAUUGCCUGGCUUGUAUAUAAAUGAUUUGAGAAUUACAAUUAUUUUUUAUAAACACAGUCAAUUAAAUAUGGCGUUUGAAAGUAAUGUGAUUGAUAGAAUAAAUAUAAUGGUUUUGUUUAAUUACAUUGAUCGAAUAUAUAUUCCCUGUUUCAUUUAUACUGGUAUCUUGGGGUUUUAUUUUUUUGUUGAUAAAUCUAUACUUUGAAAUCUAAACAAAAAUCCUUUUAUAAAUAUUUACAAUUUCCCUUCGGUAUCAAUCAUUACAAAAUGUAUACAAUUUCAAUCAUAUACGUAUGUCCUCACAGCCUGGCUGUGAUAUUGAUUAGCUGAAAAACUGUUAGAAAUUAGAAUAAAUACAGUUAAAUGUCUAGGACUUAUGAACUUGGGAUAAUGCUAAGAGAUAUCUCAUUCUUUGAUGAAAAAUAUCUUGCUAAUCCUAGGUAAACAAAAUAAGUGAAAAAUUGACCACCUGGCAAAAUUUGGAAGUGAAAGUCCUGGCAUACAUGUACAUACAUCAGUAAUUUGAACCUGACAAACCUAGAUUUCCACUUAUCAUUAAUUUUGUAUUUUGCCAUCAAUAAGCACAAUAUUUUGAUGGUCCUUUAUUAGUAAAUUCAUGUGUCUUUAUUCUAUUGCUUUUUUUUCCUAUAUAUUUACUAUUUUGCUUGCACACAAUCGUGCUAUUUGAAAUUGUGUUAAAGAAAUGAAAAUUAUGAAAAUUUGAUCAGAAAUUUAAACUAGAACAUAUAUAUUCCUUGACUUCUACUAUAUUAAUAAUGAAAAAUAAACCAUAUUUUUUGGCAUUUUAUUUUCUUUGGUUGACACUAUUGUAAUAAUGACGUGCCAUAAAACUCCAUUUCAUUUCAUUUCUAUUGUAAUAAAUGAAAUGAAAUGGGGGUUAAUGUCCUACUUUUCUGCACCAACCCAGACUAAAGAAGAGUUGCAAAAAUUGUUUUAACCAAUCACAGUAGAGAAAGCUAGACUUCAAAGAGGAGACUUGAUUUAUAAGAAUGUACUAGAUCCUCAUGUACUAGACAUCUAACAGCUGUUUGUUUAAAAGUUUCAUAGUGAGCACAUGCAAUUAAUGGAAAGUUUACCACAAUAUAUAUGUGCUUGAGCUUGUCACUUGUAGCAUCGGCAAUUCGGCACAAAGGCCUCAGUUCAUGCUGAACAAAUAAAUUGAAUACAGUUGAGGGUGAAAUACACUUUAGAAUGUUUUCAUGGAUGGCCAGUGAGAAAGAUUAUGCAGUAUAUAUUUAGAUAUCUACUUUCUCAUUCUAUUUUAAAACUUAAAUUGUUUUAUAUUUGUAUUUUGAAAUAACUUAUAUGUGUUCUAAAGCCAUUCUAUUUCAUAUAAAUGAAAUAAUAAAAGUUGUUAUGCUUUCUUUAAUUGUGUAACUAUGUAAAUUAUUGGUGAUAAUUAUGUUAUCAAUAUUGUAUGGUAGAAUUUGUCAUGUUAUUUUAUUAUUUUGUUAUUAUAUGUUAAGAUAGAACUGAAUAUGGUGUCUUUUUUCCUAUAUUUGCUUCAUAUUUGUACAUAAAAAAAUUAUUGUUAAAUUUUUGUGCGUGCAAGAAUUCAAGUAAAUGAGAAUACAAC
Molecule: messenger RNA, 7712 nt
Organism: Patella vulgata (common limpet)
Lineage: Eukaryota; Metazoa; Mollusca; Gastropoda; Patellidae
Product: ubiquitin carboxyl-terminal hydrolase 36
Exons: 18
Coding region: 112-3627 (1171 amino acids)
Biological process (GO): regulation of apoptotic process; protein deubiquitination
Cellular component (GO): nucleus; cytosol
Molecular function (GO): cysteine-type deubiquitinase activity; cysteine-type endopeptidase activity
Source: RefSeq, a predicted model, not a curated record